AGUAGGUGGCGGUAUGCACCAAUAACGUUUGUUCCAACCGCCAUAAAUACAUAGACGAAUAAGAAAAUGACGUAAUAUUCAGUCACCUACACCUUUGGAAGUUAACAGGUCGAAAUAUUUAAGGCAGGUACCAGGACUGCUAACUCGUUAGCCUGCUACGCUAAGCCAGCGGCCAGCUCCGAGCCCGGCGGGGUUGACAAUGCUAUCUCGAAUGCUACUGUCGCUGCUCAACAACCUCCACGUUGUUGAGAAGCUUGCGGAAUCUCGCCCGAUCCGCAGAGCAGCACAAAUUACAGCAUACGCCAUCACAAAGGCUCAGAUAGCCGGCAAGGACGCAUCGCAGCGAGUCCUGCGGUCCCAGACGCUGCGACAAGUCCGGGAAGAGGCUGGGAAGGUGCCCGGGGACGUGGAGGACGUCGGCAGGCGACUCAGGAAGGUCCGAGAGACAUUUGUGAAGGAAGUGAAGAUUGGCUGGAAAGAUGGAACCCGUCAGAUUAAGAAAUGAGAUCAACUUCACCAGAUUGCCUCUGGAGAGAAUCUACAAUGAUAAACACUGAAGUGAACUGUGGGGCAAGGAUCACUGCAAUAAGCAAGUCGCUUCCUUGGACACACAACAAUGAACAGUGAUGAAUCACAGCUAAAAACCAGGCAGGAAAUCUCGCUCAAAUUUGUAUCUUAAUUUAUUGCUAUAAAUGCCAUUUUAAAGUGCCAAGAAUGGGAUAAUGUAGAAAAAAAUGUCUCUUGGCAUUAGACCUGGGACGAUAAUAAAUAAAUGAAUUAAUCACAUAAUAAAUGAAAAGGAACUCAAUAAUUAUGCAGUAUAUUGCCAUGUGCAUUUGUCAACAAUCCACUCUACAUUUGCACGUCUGUUACAUAGAACAAGGGCACGGACGGAUUAAGCCCUUUUGUCACACAUACAGUCUUGUGACACCCCUUAUGGUCAAUAAUAAGAGCUCAGUGUUCUACAGAUAAUAUAUUAAUAUAAUUUAAAA
Molecule: messenger RNA, 992 nt
Organism: Doryrhamphus excisus (bluestripe pipefish)
Lineage: Eukaryota; Metazoa; Chordata; Actinopteri; Syngnathiformes; Syngnathidae
Product: protein NCBP2AS2
Source: RefSeq, a predicted model, not a curated record